AAAUGCGUUUACAUUCACAUUUUCUCUGAAUCGCUGGGAAUCGCUGUGAAUCGAUCUUGAGAGUCACAAUGCUCACCGCAUCGGAUAAGACCAACGUCACCGCCUUAUGGUCCAUAAUCGAGUCCAAGGCCGACCACCUAGGCGCCGAAGCUCUGGGCAGGAUGCUGGUCGCCUACCCCGCAUCCAAGUCCUACUUUAACCACUGGGAUCCGAGUGAGUUGGUUCCUAUGUCCUCAAACGUGAAGAAGCAUGGCGCCACCAUCAUGGGAGCGGUGGCCAAAAGCGUGAGAGGCAUCAAUGAUCUUUCCGGGACUUUGAGCGAUCUCAGUGACCUACAUGCCUUCCGGCUCCGAAUGGAUCCUGCCAACUUUAAGGUCCUGGCUCACAACAUCAUCCUGGCUGUGGCCAUGUACUUCCCCGAAGACUUCACUCCAGAGAUGCAUGUCUCCUUUGAUAAGUUCCUGAACGCUCUGUCUGUUGCUAUGUCUGAAAAGUACCGCUAAACUCCAGAACCACAGAAGCAUUGACUGAUCGUAGCAUUUGCAACAAAGACAACAAGAUGCCAUAUGAAAUUUGAUCAAUAAAAAGGUUAAGUUAAAACUGUCA
Betta splendens (Siamese fighting fish) is the source of this 606-nucleotide messenger RNA. Its product is annotated as hemoglobin subunit alpha-like. The transcript has 3 exons. Gene Ontology annotation, molecular function: peroxidase activity; oxygen binding; haptoglobin binding. Gene Ontology annotation, cellular component: hemoglobin complex; haptoglobin-hemoglobin complex; blood microparticle. The record is from RefSeq and is a predicted model, not a curated record. Bases 69 to 503 code for a protein of 144 amino acids. NCBI's taxonomy places the organism in Eukaryota, Metazoa, Chordata, Actinopteri, Anabantiformes, Osphronemidae. Gene Ontology annotation, biological process: oxygen transport; hydrogen peroxide catabolic process.